UAAUCCAUAUUAUUUCUAUCUCUUGUGCCUUCCUUUUAUUCGUGAAAAUACUUCAAUACUCUAUUAUCAUCAUCUCAAGGUUUUAGUCUCCACUCGGACGUCUUCAGUGAUUGUCGGACUCUUGGGCAGCAAUCUCAAUUAUGUUGUUUAAUCGGAAAUUCUCAAUUCUCUGCAUAUACUUAGUGAUUCUCGCAGCAGAUUUACCACACGCUGAGAAUAUUCCAUGCAAACUGCGAGAGUAUCAACAUGGAUUUGUUUGUGUAUGCGACAAAACAAACUGUGACUUUCUUGACGAAUCUGUUGAUAAUCCAAACGAGAGCGAAAUUGUAAUAGUUUCAUCGAGCCAAGCUGGACUCCGAUUUGAUGUAAGCAAAACUCUUUGGCCUACAAAUGCUUCCAAAAGCAUCAAUAUCAGAGAUCAUGGAAUGAAAAUAGAACCUAGAGUUCUUCUUGCAGGGGAACAGACUUUAAAUUUCCCAACAAAUCUAUUCGGAUUCUUCAGAUCUAAGGAUGUUUCAGUGAAUGUGGAUUUGUCCAAGAAAUAUCAAAAAAUUAUUGGUUUUGGAGGAGCUUUUACAGGAUCAGUAUCCUAUAAUUUGGACCAAGUUUCUGAAGAGCUUCAGGACCUUCUUUAUAAAUCAUAUUAUUCUCAGAAUGGGAUAGGCUACAAUUUUAUAAGAAUUCCUAUUGGUGGUUGCGACUUUGAUCUUGACGCAUGGGCUUACAACGAAUUUCCUGAAAAUGACGCUAAGCUGAAGAAUUUUACCAGCCUAGAUCCAAGAGAUUUAAAACUUAUAUCCAAAAUCCAAAGAAUGCAAAAAGUUUCUGGAAAUAGCAAUGUAAAAAUUCUUGCAAGUGCUUGGAGUCCACCGAAAUGGAUGAAGACAAACAAUGACUGGACAGGAGCUAGUGCCCUUAAAAAAGAGUACUAUCAAACAUGGGCAGACUAUCACUUACGAUUCAUUGAAUUGAUGUCCAAAGGUGGUGUAGAUUUAUGGGGCAUAACAACUGGCAAUGAGCCAAUGAAUGGAGUGAUUGGAUGGCUUUUUGUGCAUUUUAUGAGCCUAGGAUGGACAGCUGGUAAUCAAGGAGUUUGGGUAGGGGAUCAUUUAGGUCCUACAAUUAAGAAUAGUCCCUACAGUUAUGUUAAAAUUCUCGCUGGAGAUGAUCAGCGGUAUACUUUCCCAUGGUGGUUUCAUGAUAUGGAGAGUGCUAGACCAAAUGUGACAAGUUUUUUGGACGGUAUGGCUGUUCAUUGGUAUUGGGAUAAAUUUGUUCCGGCUGAAGUUCUCGACAGUGCCAGCAAGCACUAUCCUGAUAAAUUAAUUCUUAACACUGAAUCCUGUAUAGGGGAUAAACCUUUUCAGACUCAUGGGCCUAUCUUGGGAUCCUGGAAUCGUGCGGAAGAUUAUAUUUUGGCCUACAUCGAAGAUCUGAAACAUUCAGUCAAUGGUUGGAUUGAUUGGAAUUUGCUGUUGAAUGAAGAUGGGGGACCGAAUUAUGUUAGCAAUCACGUUGAAUCUCCAGUUGUUGUUAACAAAACUUCCGAUGAAGCCUACAAACAACCAAUUUUUUACGCUAUUGGCCAUUUUUCUCGAUUUAUUCCUGAGAAUUCUGUUCGGAUUGGGGUUACUUCGACGGAUUCUGAAGUGGAAUGCAUUGGAUUCCAGAGGCCAGAUUCCAGAAUUGUGCUAAUUGCAUACAAUAAGCGGAAUAAUGCGAUAAAUGUGAAAUUAAAUGUUCCAUACCGAUCAGCAUUAACCAUUACGAUUCCGGCUAAAUCAAUACAUUCUGUAAUUUUUCGUGCUGUACAGUGAGGGAAUGUUUUAGGUGAGAUUCUUAAUAAUCUUUUCUAUUUUAAAUUGCAAGACUUAUUUUAAAAUUCUUAGUUACGCAUGUCUUAGGUGUUGAAAAAUAUAAAAAUAAAGGAAAAAUGUCUUCUGUGGAAAUAAA
Messenger RNA from Phlebotomus papatasi, 1953 nucleotides. RefSeq names its product putative glucosylceramidase 3. Gene Ontology annotation, biological process: glucosylceramide catabolic process. The record is from RefSeq and is a predicted model, not a curated record. The transcript has 4 exons. Lineage: Eukaryota; Metazoa; Arthropoda; Insecta; Diptera; Psychodidae. Gene Ontology annotation, molecular function: glucosylceramidase activity. Bases 141 to 1817 code for a protein of 558 amino acids.